Messenger RNA from Osmerus eperlanus (European smelt), 2496 nucleotides. Its product is annotated as solute carrier family 23 member 2. Gene Ontology annotation, cellular component: membrane. The record is from RefSeq and is a predicted model, not a curated record. Gene Ontology annotation, biological process: transmembrane transport. NCBI's taxonomy places the organism in Eukaryota, Metazoa, Chordata, Actinopteri, Osmeriformes, Osmeridae. The transcript has 12 exons. Gene Ontology annotation, molecular function: transmembrane transporter activity. The coding region runs from base 76 to 1920 and encodes 614 amino acids.
UGUGUGUGUUAGUGAAGAGGUCCCCAGGAGACACUGUGGCUGUCCGAAACCAUCUCCACAUCUACAUACACCAUCAUGCAUCUCCCUUCAGAUCCAAAGGUAGAGAUAGGACUCAGAGAACAAGGCACGGUCAACCUUGCCUUUGGGGCUUCCGACAGCAACAGAGGAGCAGACAGGAUUGACAUUGAUGGGCCACAUAAAGAGAGCAAGGAAGAAGAACUUGGCUCCAAGAUAAAAGGCUUGGAUCUGGUCUACUCCCUUAACGACAAGCCUCCCUGGUACCUCUGCAUCCUACUCGGUUUCCAACAUUACAUAUUGGCAUUUGGUGGCAUCAUCGCAAUUCCUCUUAUCCUGGCGGAGCCUCUCUGCAUCGGAGACAAUAAUGCAGCCAAGAGCAAGUUGAUCUCCACCAUCUUCUUUGUGUCUGGGUUGUGUACACUGCUCCAGACAACAGUUGGAACCAGGCUUCCAAUCCUCCAAGGGGGCACCUUUAGUUUAAUCACCCCCACUCUGGCGAUCCUUGCUCUGCCUAAAUGGAAGUGUCCUGCACCAGGGGCCCCAUCAGUGUCCAUGGAGCUCCAAAAUGCUACUGACUUCCUGCAGGGGGACCCUGAUGAGGUUUGGAAGUCCCGGAUGCGUGAGAUUCAAGGAGCUAUCCUGGUGUCUUCCCUGCUCCAGCUAGUUCUGGGCUUGUCGGGUAUGGUGGGCUUGGUGCUUAAGUUUAUUGGCCCACUGGCCAUAGCCCCCACCAUCAACCUCAUUGGCCUCUCACUCUUCAUAGAAGCUGGAAAGAAGUCUGGAGCACACUGGGGAAUAGCAGCAUUGACGGUGUGUCUCAUCUUGCUAUUCUCCCAGUACCUGAGCAAAGUCAACGUACCUUUGAUUACAUACCAGGACAAGAAAUGGAAGGUUUUUCAAUACCCUCUCUUCAAGCUCUUCUCAGCUUUGUUUGGGAUGUGUGGAGCUUGGUUGAUCUGUUUCUUGCUGACUGUCUUUGACGCCUUGCCAUCUAAGCCGGACGAGUACGGCUACACAGCCAGAACCAACAUUAACCUGGAGGCCGUGUCCACGGCUCCCUGGUUUCAAUUUCCAUAUCCAGGCCAGUGGGGAGUGCCCACUGUGAGUGUGUCAUCAGUGUUGGGCAUGAUGGCGGGCGUGUUGGCCUCCACUAUGGAGUCCAUUGGGGACUACUAUGCCUGUGCUCGUCUGUCAGGGGCUCCUCCACCACCCACCCAUGCCAUCAACAGGGGCAUUGCUGUGGAGGGCAUUGGCUGCAUCCUGGCUGCACUCUGGGGUAGUGGAAAUGGUACUACCUCCUACAGCCAGAAUAUCGCAGCACUGGGGAUUACCAAAGUUGGCAGUAGACUGGUACUCCAAACAGCAGGACUCUUGAUGAUCUUCUUGGGGCUCUUUGGAAAGUUUGGCUCUGUUUUCAUCACCAUCCCAGACCCAGUCAUAGGAGGCAUGUUCCUUGUAAUGUUUGGAAUGAUUGCAGCUGUUGGAAUAUCCAACCUUCAGUAUGUGGAUCUCAACUCCUCAAGGAACCUGCUCAUUUUGGGCUUCUCAACAUUCAGUGGUCUCGUCCUUCCAACCUGGUUUCACUCCAACCCAGGCAUAAUUGACACAGGAUCACAAGAACUGGAUCAGGUGAUUGUUGUUCUCUUUACUACGCAUAUGUUCAUUGGAGGAUUCUUUGGAUUUGUGCUAGACAACACAAUUCCAGGAACAGAAAAAGAGAGGGGCAUUAAGAGUUGGCGGAACAAGGUAGAGGAAGGCAGUAGCACUCAAACAAUGGACGAGUCAUGCUACGAUAUUCCAUUCUGCCAAGGCUUUCUAAAGCGAUUCAAAUUCUUUCACUAUCUACCUUUUCUUCCAUCUUAUAAUUGUCCAGAACAGACAAUGCCAAUAAUCCCAGAGUAACUCAUCUACUGUUACCAGCACCAAUCAUCAUCUUUUAAACCCUCCAUUAAACAAUCAGUCAAUCUGCCACAUUGCUUUACGUGUUUACCUGUACAUGUUAAAUCGAAGUGAAAGGUCUUGUGAAGUUAUGACCAGGGCACCAUGACUGUGACACAUGGGAACAAGGAGAGGGUCCAAUCUGAGCUUCUUCCCUUUUACAGAAAGAAAAAGAAAAACAAUGCAAUAGUUACAUGGCCUACCUUUCAUUCAAGAAACAAUAGUAAACUUAAAAUCUCACAUGCAUGGGGCCAAACUGGUAGAUGUAUUUCAUGCGUUAGAAUGUGUGUUAGAAUGUAGGCUCCAUCAUAAAUAACACUGUUAUUUUACACUGGAGUCAUCUCCAGGGGAACUGUUUAAGACAGUCAGCAAUAUUUCCAGGUAUCAAAGGAAUGAAAAUAUAUGGCAUCUACAGAUUUAUGGAAAUAGUGUUGCUAACUUUUGCUAAUCUUCUUAUAAACAAACAAAUUAUAAUUAUUUUGUGUUUGUUUUACAAACUUUGUAAACAAAAAAUGUAUAGAUAAAAACAUUUUUAAGUUA